Molecule: messenger RNA, 591 nt
Organism: Protopolystoma xenopodis
Lineage: Eukaryota; Metazoa; Platyhelminthes; Monogenea; Polystomatidea; Polystomatidae
Source: the annotation of a GenBank genome assembly
AUGGGCCAAGCGGUCCAUUUACAUGAGUCAAUUGAUGAAGCCGUUCGUGGUACCAUGGAGUCAUGCGAAGACCUGCUGACGGCCUUGGAUGAGAUUGCAGCCCGCCAGGGCCACAUCAACACAAUUGUGGACACAUUAGUCCGCUCGACGGCACAGCUGGGACCAAGCAAGGCAAAGCAUUUAGAGAUAUCCACUUAUCUUUUCAUGCUCUCGCUAUUCCUGGCAUACAAAUCUGUUCCAGACAAGGCUGCAGCAUAUUAUGUUUCUUUCGUAGCUAACGACAGAAUAUUCUUUGCUUCAUUCAUUGUGGCAUCAAAUGGUCCUAAAUCCAUUGAUGCAGACCUAGAAACUACUGAGGAGAUUGUUCAGGUACCUGUGGAGGCUCGAUUUUAUGACUACCAGAUUCGGAUGCUCAAUCUGGCUCGCCAUAUGGAUCAAUUGACGCUUGACAUUGAACAACGGGCACUCCGACCAGGCUCUGCUUCCGAUCUUGCUCCCUUGGCACUUGGGAUAACGCAGAUCGGUCACACUGGCAGGCAAUACUCUGAUUUAGUCGGAUCUCUUUUUUUACCUCAUUCCUCUACUGAAUAA